This is a messenger RNA of Sciurus carolinensis (gray squirrel), 6318 nucleotides long. Its product is annotated as zinc finger protein 709-like. The transcript is spliced from 4 exons. Lineage: Eukaryota; Metazoa; Chordata; Mammalia; Rodentia; Sciuridae. Gene Ontology annotation, biological process: negative regulation of transcription by RNA polymerase II. The record is from RefSeq and is a predicted model, not a curated record. Gene Ontology annotation, molecular function: DNA-binding transcription activator activity, RNA polymerase II-specific; RNA polymerase II cis-regulatory region sequence-specific DNA binding; DNA-binding transcription repressor activity, RNA polymerase II-specific. Gene Ontology annotation, cellular component: nucleus. Bases 465 to 2942 code for a protein of 825 amino acids.
UUUUUGUCUACUAAUCACUUGAGUUGAUAAUUUUUGAGGCAAACAGUGGGAAUUUGAAAAUUGACUGGUUUUGUCGUAAAUCAGGGUUUGCACUAGGCUGCCUCCCCAAAGUACAAAGCAUUAUAUAGUAGAAUUUCUUUAAUCAUGACUGAAUUGCAGGAUUUCAGCAGUUGCGUGAAAUUCAACCUCUUCAGCUUUUUUGCAUCUACGUAGUUGGUCUUGUUAGAGUGUAAUUUUUGCCAGAGGUCCAGUCUGGUAGAAAGACAACUUCCGGUUCUGCCUGCUGGAGAAUUUCAGUUUAUUUUGAUGUAUAGCAGAAUCUUAAAAAAUUAGUCCUUGUCCCUGAUUUUGACACAGAGAACCUAAAACCCUUGAAAUUUCCUGAACAAUAGGUGUGUCUCUGGGUGCUUAUCCUUAUCUCCUUUUAGGCAGUAUCUGAAUUUGUGUUCAUGAGUUGACUCAGGAUGCCACUCCUCUAUCACUUCAAAAUGGAAACUAUUGACCACACAAGCAACACCUACCUGCUUUGUGUUCACAUCUGCACUGGGGAGUUGGUGACCUUUGAGGAUGUGGCUGUGAACUUCACCCUGGAUGAGUGGGCUUUGCUGGAUUCCUCCCAGAAGAAGCUCUACCAAGAUGUGAUGCAGGAAACCUUCAGGAGCCUGGUCUCUCUAGGAGAAGAAAGAAGCAACCAGACCAAUGAAGAUGCAUACAAAAGUCCUGGGAGAAAUCUAAGAAAUCAAGUGUUGGGGAGACUCUGUGAAGGUAGUGAACACGGAGACAUCUUCAGUCAAACUCCAGAUUAUAUUGAGAACAAUACAAGUCUCUCUGGUGUAAAACCACAUGAAAGCUUUCUGUGUGGAGAAGUCCUCAUUGGUGAUUCAUCACCAAAUGUGCUCCUCAGGACUCACACUGAACAUAUACCAUAUGAAUAUCAGCAACAUGAGAAGGCCGUUAUUUAUUACCAAUGCUUGCAGAAGCAUGGAAAGACCCAUACUGGAGUGGAACACCAUGAAUAUAAGCAAUGUGGGACAAUUUUAACUUGUCCCAGUUCCCUUCCAAUACAUGAAAGGAUUGACACUGGAGAGAAACCAUAUAUAUGUACACCAUGUGGUAUAGCCUUCACUAAUCACAGUACUCUUCGAUACCAUGAAAGGGUUCACAGUAGCAGAAAACCCUAUGGAUGUCAGCAAUGUGGGAAAACCUUUAGUUGUUUUAGUAGCUUGGAAAGACAUGAGCAAAAUCACAAUGGAAAGAAACCCUAUGGAUGUAAGCAAUGUGAAAAAGCCUUCUUUUCUGUGAGUCACUUGCGAAGACAUGAACAAACUCACAACAGACAGAAACCUUAUGUAUGUGAGCAAUGUGGCAAAGCCUUUCAUUUUCCCUGUUCCCUCAGAAAACAUGGAAGAACUCACACUGGAGAGAAACCCUAUGUAUGUAUAGAUUGUGGGAAAGCCUUCAGUGACUCUAGUUCUUUUUACAGACAUAAAAGAACUCACACUGGAGAGAAACCGUAUGUUUGUGAACUAUGUGGAAAAGCGUUCAGUUGUUUCAGUACCCUUAAAGUACAUGAAAGGAGUCACACUGGAGAGAAGCCCUAUGUAUGUGAACACUGUGGAAAAUCACUCAGUUGUCUCAGUUCCCUUAAAUUACAUGAAACAAUUCACACUGGAGAGAAACCCUAUGUAUGUAAGCAAUGCGGAAAGGGCUUUAGUUAUUCCAGUUCCUUCCGAACCCAUGGAAGAACUCACAAUGGAGAGAAACCAUAUGUAUGUAUGCAUUGUGGCAAAGCCUUUAGUUAUUCUUUUUCCCUUAAAUAUCAUGAAAAAACUCACACUAGAGAGAAACCCUCUAUCUGCAAGGAGUUUGGAAGAACCUUUAGUUCCUUCUGUUAUAUUAAAAUAUGUGAAGGAAUAAACAAUGGAGAGAAAUCCUAUGUGUGUAAGGAAUGUGGAAAAUCAUUCAGUCAAACCAGUCAUAUCAUCAGACAUCAAAGAACUCACACUGGCGAGAAACCCUACGUGUGUAAGGACUGUGGGAAAGCCUUCAGUGACUCUAGUUCCUGUCACAGGCAUAAAAGAACUCACACUGGAGAGAAACCCUUCAUAUGUGAACAAUGUGGAAAAGCAUUCACUUGUUUCAGUUCCCUUAAAUUACAUGAAAGAAUUCACACUGGAGAGAAACCUUAUGCCUGUGAACAAUGUGGAAAAGCAUUCAGUUGUUUCAGUUCCCUUAAAUUACAUGAAAGAACUCACACUGGAGAGAAACCCUAUGUAUGUCAACAGUGUGGAAAAUCCUUUGGUUAUUCUGGUUCCUUUCGAGACCAUGCAAAAAUUCACAGUGGAAUAAAACCCUAUGUCUGUAAACAAUGUGGGAAAGCCUUUAGUUACUCUAGUUCUUUUCGAAAACAUGAAAGAACUCACACUGGAGAGAAGCCCUAUGUAUGUAUGCAAUGUGGGAAAGCCUUUAGUUCUUCCUUUUCUCUUCAAAAUCACGAAAGAACUCACACUAGAGAGAAACCCUCUAUACGCAAGGAGUAUAGAAAAGCCUUUAGUUCUUCCCGUUACAUUAAAAGACGUGAAAGAACACGUACUGGAGAGAAACCUUACAUAUGUAAGGAGUGUGGAAAAGCAUUCAGUCGGUCCAGUCAUGUUCUCAGACAUCAAAGAACUCACACUGGAGAGAAACCCUAUGUUUGUAAGCAAUGUGGAAAAGGUUUUAGUUCUUCCAGUUAUAUUAAAAUACAUGAAAAAAUACAUGAAAAAACACAUACUGGAGAAAAAUCCCAUGCAUAUAAGCACUGUGGGAAAGCUUUCAUUCAGUCCAGCUAUGUUCUACUAGAUGAAAGAACUCAUGAGAAAGUAACCCUAACCAAAGACUGUGAUAAGACUUCUUUCUUAAAUUUUUUAUCAGACAUGAACAGUGGAGAGAACUUGUAUUAAUGAAAAGCAUUUGAGGAUGCCUGCAGUCAUUUUGUUUAGUAUAUACAUAUAAAUAAACAUAGCACGGAGAGAAACAUGGGACAGAAGAGAUGUGCAAAGGCCUUUAGUUGACCCAUGUAAAAGUAUUUGCACUGAACAAAAAGGUUGGGAAUGUGAAAAGUACAGGAAAGUUGUCCUUUAAAAGGAACAGAUUCAGUGUCCUCUGAAAAAGCCUUUUUGGACUGGAAUUCUAAAGGUGUGAUUUACUAUGAAGACCUUGAUGCAAAAUAAUUUUGAGUAGAAUGCUCCAGAAAAUGCACUACCUGAAGGAAAUGUACUAGUCAUAAAUUGAUUGUGCUCAUCAGUGACUUUUUUUUUUCCUUUUGGCAUCUUUUUUUUUAUAUAGUGUUUAUUUUCCCAAGUGAAUGCAAGCUCUGAAGGGCAUGGGCGUGUUUUAUAAAUAUUUCUGCCUCCUCAGUUCCAAAGCCUCAGGGGAGUGCUCACUUCUGGAGGGAUGAGAGUGAACAACUCUGAGCCAGGCCCUGGGACUUGGGUCUGAGUCAUCUCUGCCUCUGAUGACUGCCAGCACCCAGUAAGUCUCUUAACUGCCUUGGGCCUCACAUGAAAUAGAGGUGAGACUUUGUUCCACCAAACUCUCUUAAACAACAGGAUGGAUAAGAAAAAGCUUUAGUGAGGCAAGAUGCAAAAUGAGAGGAAUUGAUAUUGUUCUUUUUCAUCAGGCAGAAGGGGUUAUACAGAGUUGGAAUGUUCUUGGUGGAAAAUGAGUGACACAGGAAUUCAGGUACUUCAAGUAGACAUUGAGAUUUCAACCAAAGAGAUUCAAGUUUAGAAAAUACCCUGAAUUUCUUAUUUUGUUUUAGUUGUCUGCCCACCUAGGCUUGGCUUCAUUUUGGCCUGAUGUAAAUUUACUUUUUAAAUCUUUGGUUUGGUGUACAAGUGAGUAAAGUACUCUAGUUUUAACCAUAAUUGAACCUAAACACUCUACUCAGAGUCUCUCUCCAUCAGUGAGGGUGAACUUCUUCAGGGACCAACUGGAGAUUGGGUAGAAGAGGCCUGCAUCCUGAGUGUCAGUGACCACAGGUGGUUGAAGUCUCCCUUGGCCCAGGUGAUGAAGGUCAGGAAAGUGGGAGGAUCCUGUGCUACUUCCCUCUUACUAUAGCUUUACCGUGGGCUCCAACUAACCUGGGUAAAGUUGACUGCUGUCCACUCUAGGGAGGGUGCUACAAAUGGAGAUGAUCUCAGUAACAAACCAAUCUGCCCUUUUCACUGACUACAAGUCUCUGCUUAGGGUGGCUCCAUUGAGAUGUUUCUGCCUGACUUGAAUUGUGGGACUGGCAUGGUGGAGCCAUGGCUGAGUUCCCCGCAGUGACCACUACCAUGGUGUUGUAGCUCUUGUCUAGUGUGACUGUCUUAGGGAUCUUGCAGACCGAGAAUGGGGUGGCCAGGACAUCCAGAUUAUCCACUAGGAAAUCCUUAAUAUCCCAACACAUGGCAUUGCUGGAUAUCUUGAAGGUGUGUUCAUCCUCAUUAUCUGGGUAUCUGUGGGGCUGCCCCCAGAUAUUGGUGUGGCCCUAGACGGCCAGGAUCCGGGGUGAUCAUAGCUGCCAUCUUUGCACUCUUGUACCAUUGUGGCAAGAGGAAGCUGCAGAAUCCUCAGGUUUGACGCAGUCCCCACUGGCACAGUGUCUGCUGCCCCGGGAAACCUGCGUGGCCAUGUCGCUUCUCAUGAAGAACAAGAGCCUGCAGCCCUGAGAGAAACUGGCACUCCUGCAAUUCCUUCUCUCCUACUCAUGCACUGGUGCGAGUGGAGGUGCUUCAGUGGCGCUUUGCCUCCUGCUGAACUGCGCAUCUUUCCACAAGGGGAUCGAUCAUAUGUGAACGAAGUGGGCUGAUUGCAGUGUGAUGAGGCAGAGCGUUUCCUGUCUUGAAGGAGAUGGUGACUGGAGCUGCUGGGCUCAGCUGAAGAAGAGUAGGCAGUCCUGAAUGACUGAGGAAAUGUUUCUCGGGGAGUUAAGCACCUUACAUACUUCUUAGACAGUAAUUUCUUCAGAGAGCUGGGAACAUCGCAUGCCCAGAGUUCAUGCUUCCAUUGGCGAACACAUUGCUUGAGGGUCUAGGCCAGGAGGUUGUGUCCUACUUCUUGACCCAGGCCGCCUGACCCAGUCUGCACUCUCAAACACACAGUCCUUAACUCCCAGGCUGCUACACAAAAUGCCCACUCUGCCUGUCUUGGUAAACCCCAGCAAUGGGAAGACCACAGAAGGCCCCGGCCCUCCGCAGUGUGGUAGGUAAAAGGAAAGGGCUCUAGUGACUCAUCUUAAUGGAGAUCUCUACCCUGUGUUUGUCUAGUUUUUACUUAUGAAAGUAAAGUUGUGGGCUGGGGUUGUGACCCAGCGGUAGAGCGCUCGCCUAGCAUGCGUGAGGCCCUGGGUUCGAUCCUUAGCACCACAUAAAAAUAAAAUAAAGGUAUCAUGUCCACCUACAACUAAAAAAAAAGUAUUUUUUAAAAAAAGUAAAGUUGUGGUGACAUACUUUGCAAGUUUUGUUUAGGCAUUUGUGGGUGAAUUUAAUAGGUGCUUUUUAAAGUCAAAUGAGGUAAUGGUGUGUUUCUUUUAUUUUGAAUCCUGUUGGACUCAUAGGCAAAUUGAAGUAUAUCUCUAAUGUCAGUAAGACUUAAUUUUUAUGUAAUUCUUUUUUUCACUUAUUGAUGGACCUUUAUUUUAUUUAUUCAUUUAUAUGUGGUGCUGAGAACCCAGUGCCUCAUACAUGCCAGGCAAGCACUUUACCACUGAACCACAACCCCAGCCCCUAUAGUUUCUAAAUUGUUUUUAAUGGACCAAUGGAAAAAUUAGAUUUCCUUGUUGGGAUUUUCCUAAUAGUCUCAUGGUAGGUUUUUAUCCCUUUGUACAUACAUAGAUAUAUACGUACAUAUAUAUAUACAUAUUAUAUAUACAAACACAUGUAUUUGGUUUGGGGGGGACAAAGGACUUUUUUACAUUUUACAUCAGAUUUUGUAUUCAACGUUUGAUGUACGUUUUCUUCCAACACGAUUUAAAAAAAUUUUUUUUUAGUUAUACAUGACAGAAUAUACUUUGACACAGCAUACCUAUGUAGAGUUUGACUUCCAUUCUUGUGGUUGUAUAUGAUGUGGAGUUGCACUGCUUGUGUAAUCAUAUAUGGACAUAGGAAAGUUAUUUCCAAUUCUUUCAUUCCCAUUUCCAUCCCCCAAAACAUGGUUUCUUGUACAUGGUUUUUUAGAAUUUCCUUAGUGUCUUUAAGAAUUGUCAUUGACAACUUUAAGAAUUGUCAUCUUUUUCCCCAUUUUUAUAUUUCCACAUAAUUUUUUAACAAAAUUAAAAAUACAGUGAUGACAAUA